Messenger RNA from Trichobilharzia szidati, 1742 nucleotides. The record is from the annotation of a GenBank genome assembly. NCBI's taxonomy places the organism in Eukaryota, Metazoa, Platyhelminthes, Trematoda, Strigeidida, Schistosomatidae.
CCAGAGGGAUAUUUGAUUUUUCAAGGUCGCCCUCUGUCUGGUUAUCGGGUGAUUCACAUGAUUCCCAGUGAAUCUUCAUUCAAGUCAAAGGACGAAGCUAAAGCAUUUCUAAAGCGUCUGUGUGAUCAGCAGCUUACUGUUCAUGUAUCCGAUGGUCGAAAGUAUGUCGGAAACUUCUGGUGUACUGAUAAUGUUGGUAAUAUCGUAAUGGGUUCUUGUAGAGAAUAUCCAAAUCCAUCUGAUUCACGAUUCGAUAAGUUAGAAAGAGAACUUACAACUGUUGUCAUUCCUGGACAGCAUAUUACAAAAGUUGAAUGUCCUCGCAGUUUGUUGACAGAUUGAUGCAUAAUAUAACAUUUCUUUGUUGAAUCGAUUUCUGUUUUCUUUUUGCUAGUUUUUAUUUGUUUUAACUUCCUAUCUCAUUUUCUCCCUUAUCAACAUAUGAAGGUAGAGGUAAUGCAAAUAUAGUAAGACAGAACAUUAUUUGCACAGCAUUGAAUUCAUGUACAUGCCACGACGAAGCAAAGAAAUGGUUAUAAAAGUUAUUCUUGUUGUAUCUGCCUACUGGUUUAUUUCCAUCUCCUUAGUAUUUAUCAAUAAAUGGUUAUUGAGUGAUAAAUCUGUAUCGCUCAAAGCACCUUUAUUUAUUACUUGGUUCCAAUGUAUAGUUACAGCACUGUUAUGCUAUUUAGCAUCUUAUGCUGCCCUACUGUUACCAAGUCGUGUAAAGUUUCCACAGUUGAACUUCUCCGUCAGAACAUCUAUUGAGGUAUUACCACUGUCCCUUAUAUUUGUUGCAAUGGUCAGUUUCAAUAAUUUGUGCUUGAAGUAUUUGAAUGUUUCUUUUUACUUCUUGGCCCGUUCCCUAACUACCAUCUUCAAUGUCAUUUUCACCUAUCUACUGUUGAAUACAAAGACUUCAACCAAAGCAAUGCUUUGUUGUGCUGUAAUUAUCAUUGGAUAUUGUGGUGGUGUAAUUAUCGAAGGCAAUUUAGGUUCUUUAAACUGGCUUGGCUUGAUAUUCGGUAUCGCAUCCAGUGUUACUUGUGCAUUAAACUCUAUCUACACAGCCAAGUGUUUACCAAAAGUCGAAGGAAGUGUAUGGCGACUAACGUUCUACAAUAACUUAAAUUCCAUAUUUUUAUCAAUACCAAUCAUUGGUGUCUUGGAGUAUGUACCAAUCAAAGAGGAAUUAUUUAAUACCGGCCUGUACUUCUGGUUUAUUAUGCUUAUCAGUGGGAUAUUCGGUUUUGCGAUUGGCUAUGUGAGUACACUGCAGAUUCAAGUGACUAGUCCGUUAACUCACAAUGUUUCUGGUACAGCUAAAGCAGCUGCCCAGACAGUAUUAGCUGUGAUUAUCUAUCAUGAAGUUAAAUCAAUAUCAUGGUGGCUUAGUAAUGUUGUUGUCUUGGGUGGAUCUGCAUUGUAUGCAGCUGUACGACAUUCAGAAGGCGGACAGAAGUUGAAGACAACGGCAGAUGUGAUUCAAACCAAUGAUCCGUACGGUGAUGUAGAAGAAAGUAAACAAAGCUUAAUCAAUAAUCUUGUCACUAAUACUACUGAUGAUGAUGACAAUGAUAAUCAUCUGUUUGAUCGAAAUAUCCUACCUUCAUCACAGAUAUCAUCGGUUUGAAAUUAUUCUUCCAACUUUUGUAUGCGUGGAUUUCUGUGUUAUUGAAAGUUAAAUAAAAUAAUAAAAUUAUAUAUGGCUGUGAUAAAGAAUAAAUCUAUGUUUAGGAGUA